Suillus paluster is the source of this 863-nucleotide messenger RNA. RefSeq names its product UbiA prenyltransferase family-domain-containing protein. The transcript has 4 exons. Gene Ontology annotation, cellular component: membrane. Gene Ontology annotation, molecular function: transferase activity, transferring alkyl or aryl (other than methyl) groups. The record is from RefSeq and is a predicted model, not a curated record. NCBI's taxonomy places the organism in Eukaryota, Fungi, Basidiomycota, Agaricomycetes, Boletales, Suillaceae. Bases 102 to 863 code for a protein of 253 amino acids.
CUUUGGUGCAUGUCUGGACAGCCAUUUGGCAACUAUAAGGCAGUGGAUCUCAGGUUAUUUAACUGCGGGCUACUGGCUCAAAAUGAGAAAGCAAUCAGACCAUGUUGUCGCAAGCCUUAGAUAGCGGUCGCCGAAUCAGCGGGCAUAUCAUGACAUUAUUCCUGUUCACGAAGUCCGACAUCUUGACCACCUUGUUGCCUAUCACUUUGUUUGCCUUGGCAGCCGCUCCCCAUCUUCAUGCAACCCGCAUUCCAGACACCAUAAUUUGGAUAUGGAUGCACCUCCUGAAAUUUGACAUAUCCAAUCAGAUUCAAGAUCCAGACGAGGACAAGAGAAACAAACCUGAUCGCCCUCUCCCUGCUGGUCGUAUAACUCCCCAGAAUGCGGCGGAUUUGCGCUGGCUGCUAGUUCCUGUCUGUCUAUUUUUUUCUGCGACAUCGUAUGGCAGACAGACUCUCGCUGCUAGUGUUUGUUUCGAGGCCUUCAGUAUCUGGUAUAACGAGUUUGGAGGCAAUAAGACUGGACUUUCGAAGAAUCUAUUGACAGCCAUCGGGUAUACGUGCUUGGAAGUAGGCGCAACGAUAGUUGCAGGGUCUAGCCCACGCAUCGAUAGUAUCAGUGCGCGCGCAAUGGUUUUUAGCUGUGCAGUAUUCGCAACGACGCUUCAUGCACAAGAUUUCAAAGAUGAGGAGGGGGAUCGCUUUACAGGAAGACGCACUCUCGUCACUCUAUUCCCAACCUUUGCACGCAUGUCAAUGAUGAUUGGCGUUCCCCCUUUGGUCAUUCUGCCUCAGCAGGCUCUGGAAUCGUACGGAAUGGUUGUCGGGGGGAGAUUCGUGAUUUAUAGGACCACGAAGUGCUGA